AUGGUUCUUCACACUCGGGUCUCUUCACAGAGCUCGGUGGACUCUGAUGUCAGACCCUAUCCCCGUGCCUGUGGAAACAGCCCUAGGAAGGAGUCCCCGCUGUCCACGGGACAACUCCGACGUCCAGCUCCAAGCCAGUGUCAGGUCCCAGCUAAGGUCAGGGUGGACUGUGGCUACCCCAGCGUCUCCAAAGAGGAGUGUAACAACCGUGGCUGCUGCUUUGACAACAGCAUCCGGAAUGUGCCCUGGUGCUUCAAGCCCCUGCAGGAGGCAGAAUGCACCUUUUGA
This is a messenger RNA of Microtus ochrogaster (prairie vole), 288 nucleotides long. RefSeq names its product trefoil factor 3. NCBI's taxonomy places the organism in Eukaryota, Metazoa, Chordata, Mammalia, Rodentia, Cricetidae. Gene Ontology annotation, biological process: maintenance of gastrointestinal epithelium. The record is from RefSeq and is a predicted model, not a curated record. The transcript is spliced from 4 exons. Bases 1 to 288 code for a protein of 95 amino acids.